This is a messenger RNA of Carassius auratus (goldfish), 4209 nucleotides long. RefSeq names its product protein MB21D2-like. The coding region runs from base 206 to 1771 and encodes 521 amino acids. The transcript is spliced from 3 exons. The record is from RefSeq and is a predicted model, not a curated record. Lineage: Eukaryota; Metazoa; Chordata; Actinopteri; Cypriniformes; Cyprinidae.
GUGAUUUCCGGGAAUAGUUUCGCCAGUGGGAAGGUGCGCGAGGGGAAACCUGUUGGAAAUGACGCGAGCUGAAAUCCUGUUUCAGAAAAGAGAUCACAACAAACAACCCGGGGUCUAAGGCAGAGCGCAUAGAGCCAGCGGUAAACACGGGUGUGUGUAAACCACAAACAACGACAGCCGUCGCGGAAUCUAGAGGUAAUGCUCAAUGGAGACGCUCAUGAGUGCCGUGGCCCCGCGUGCUCCGGCGGCGGGGAAGCGGGUGUCCGAGGUGGACUUCCGCUCGGGCACGACUCUGGAGCAGCUGGGGGAUCAGGUGCAGGAGCUGGUGCAGCUGGAACAGGGCGAGUUUGGAGACCAGACCGCACUCGAGGUGCACACAGCCAAAGACUUCAUCUUCAAUAUGCUGGGCUUGGUGCAGAAAGUAGACAAGCGAUUGCCAGUUGCCAAUGAAUAUCUGCUUCUAUCAGGUGGAGCCAGGGAAGGUGUGCUUGACCUUAACCCAGAGGACCUAGGUGACUACGCCAAAGGUGUUGACUUUGAUUUGGACUUCACUUUACUGGUGCCUGCUCUUAAACUGCAUGACCGAAAUCAGCCUGUGACGCUGGACAUGCGGCAUUCCCCACCAUGCCAUUCUUGGCUGAGCCUGCGCCUCUGCGACCCUGCGAUGCUGAAGCGUUGGAGUAUCUGCUGUCAAGAUGAGAAAACUAGAGAGAAUAAAGAUGUGGAAGAUGAGGAGGAAGAAACUGAAGCAGUACAAGGUUCAAUCCCAUCCCUGCAGCCUCCUCAAUCAUUAGAUGGAUGUUACUUCUCACCGUUGCUGGUUGCCGAUUGGUUCUGGAGUGUGGUUGGGACAGCGGUAGAAGAGUUGCGGAGAAAUCCUCAAAGAGGGAUUCCUGUUCCCGAUCGUGUGGAGCGGAAUGGUCCACUAACAACACUGAUUCUUACUGCAGGAACUAGCCGUAUCCUUUACGACUUGCUUCCAGUGGUUUCGUUUCGAGGCUGGCCGGCCGUCGCACAGGGCUGGCUCACGACCAACCAUUUCUGGGAUGGCAAAAUAACGGAGGAGGAGGCCAUCAGCGGCUUCUACUUGCUUCCUGGCUGUUCUCCAGCUGUCAGCCCCUCAACCAGACCUGACCGCGAAUGGAGACUCGCCUUCUCCCGCAGUGAGGUUCAACUAAAGAAAUGCGUGCCCUACCCAAUGGCACAAGCCUUCCAAGCAGCUAAAGCUGUACUGUCAAGACUAUUAGCUCGCCCUCGCACCGGCCUUAGCCUCUACCACCUACGUACCUUGAUGUUUUGGGCUUGUGAUCGCUUACCUACAACCUACCUUAGCUGUCCAGAUCAUGAGACUCCUGCUCGGCUGUUCCUCGGCCUACUUGAUGACUUGGCUCACUGCGUACUGGGCAAAAACUGUCCUAAUUACUUCCUCCCUCAGUGCAACAUGCUUGAGCACCUUACGGACAGUGCUGCCCUGUUAGUGGCACGAAAACUUGCACAUUUACGAUCCGAUCCUGCAGAGCACUUAAGAGCCGCUUUGGAGCAGGCACAACAGGCAUGCCAACUCAAGCGUGAGGCCGCAGUAGCUGCGAGCAAUGGCCAUGGGUUAGCAUCACCUACCCAUGGAUAUGGUGCGGGAUCACCACAGGAUGACCGGCUAGCACAACGACUACAACAGCUGGUGACAGAAAACCCUGGCAAGUCUAUUUCAGUCUUCCUCAACCCAGAUGAUGUUACACGCCCACAUUUCCGCAUUGACGACAAGUUCUACUGAGUGGACCGAGCUGGUUUACACACCGCCCCGGGGUACAGAAACCCUAUACGGCAGAACUUCUAGAAGACAUAGUCAUGUCACUGUGCUACUGUAUUACCAAAUUGUAAAACCGAGUCUUCACAGAGUGUUCUGUUUGGCUCAACUAAGCUGACUACAAUCAAAAUUGCUUGACACUCCAAUGAGGUAUUGUAUGAAUUUCACAGGUGUCACAAUGUCAGGGAGAACAAAAAUAAUAGGGGAAAAAUAGAUUCUAGUUAUGUGACUUAUAUAUCAUCGAAAUUCAGUCGCAUCCUAAAAAAAAAAUCCCUUGAUUUCGAAGCUUUUUUUUUUACUUGCUAUUCAAUACUACUGAGAAAGGAAACUAGUAUUUUCAGUAAAUCCCGAGGGCAGUAGUAGCACUGGAAAACGAACUAGGCCAAGGUACAUUAUGAUGAAAUCGAAUGUAAUUUUUUUGGUUUUUUUUGUAUAUGUGUGGAGAAGUUUGCGACUAUUGAUCACAUAAUCUUCUCUUUCUUUGGUCUGUCAGUUUACCCUGCUUUGUCCCUUUCUCAGGUACCUUUUUCUUUUAACUGGUGAGUCUUGAGCUGUUCUACUGUCAAAAACAAUAAAAGCAGAAAGCGAGAAAAAGAUGAAGAAUAACUCGAAAAUCUAGGCCUUGUCCUUUAUGUAGAAGAAGCUGUUGUACAGCCUGUAGAAACAAUCUUUUUACAACAGAGGCUGUUUGAAGCUAUUUUUUGUUCACCUUUUUUUCAGAUACUCAAGUUAGAUGUGGCUGAUGGUCUAUCAAGGUUCAGAGACUGUUUUAGGUUAAGUUGAUUAGUCAAAACUAAUUGAUGCAGAUUUUGUGUCUUAUUGGUUCCUGAUUGGAUUCUAAUCUGCACCUAAAUAAGCAUUGUGUGUUUGUGUUAUUCUAAGGGCUUUUCUUUGUCAAUCAUUGUUGCAUAUGUCUGGAUAAAGCUAAAUAUGGAAGAUGCUUCGGAAAGUGGGAUUUUGUGGUGAUAAAGGUUUGCCAGCCCUGUGUACUGGAGAAUUAGAAAGACCGAUCCAGUUCAGGCAACAGAGGUUUAGAGAAACGUGUAUAGAGACAGAGGAAUGUAUCUGUGUUUUGUUUAGUUUUUUUGUAUUUGUGGAAGGGUCCUAUCUCGCUCUUGCAGAUUUGCAUUGGUAGCUGUGGGAGGCAGAGAUGGAUGAAGAAAGUCAAACACGACGUCCACUCGAUAGAUUAGGCCAAAACCAAUGGGACUCCCGGGACUAUAGACAUCUGCACUCCCUCACUCAUUUUUGCUUUCUGUCUCCUUGCUAAAUCCUUCCCUCUUCAUCGGCGUCCAUCUCUGGCUGUUCUUGAUCCAUCUCUACCUCUUUGACUGUGCUCAAGGAUUAAAGAACAAUGUUACAUGUGUAUUCAGCAUAAAUCGCAUUAGCGCCCUGUGGGAGUUGGCAGACCAUUCGUGUGUACUGCUGACAUGGCUGCUGCGCAAAUACAGAGCAAUCAGUAACGGCGAUAUCUUUGAAUGACAGCAAAAUGGUGAGGAAUAGGCUUUUUCUGCUGGAUUUCUUAUUCCAGUAUGAGAGAUGGGAGACGUGCUACUGAAAAGAGUUUGUGUAGUGUUGCACAUGGUACAGGUAGGCUAUUAUACACAAUGUCUGCUGUAUGCCAAGGAAAAGACACCAAAGAGAGUUUAAAAGAAUGGUUGCUUAGUUUAAAUGUCGUGAAGGAAAAUGGAUGUAUCUCUAUUGUAUUGUCAGGGUUUGACACUAUAUACCUUAAAAGGCCUCUUUAGUGGAUUUAAAUAUUGUAAAAUGCUUGAAUCACUAUUUGUAAUGCUAUUUUAAAUGUUUUCCUGCAUAUAUUAACCAUUGUUUAGCACAAUGCCUGAUAUCAAAUGAACAGUGGUACUAUGCAAUAUUUCAGAAUCAUCUCUAUGAAUGAGAUGUUAAGGCCUAUUAUUUCUGUGAUCAUUACCGAGAGGGUUUUAUACAAUGGAUUCAAUGGGGGGAGAAUUUAUGUUCCUGCCUCAGGGCAUGAAAACAUUUUCUGGUGAAAUAUCUGAAGGAAGCCAAAGUGCAUAAUUUUCCUUCCCAACUUUUUUUUAAGGAUGUGGUCCCAGUGUUUCAUUUUCUGAGAGCAUAGUCCCUUGUGUCAUGCAAUUGUGUACAAAAGGUAUUUUUGCCCUCAAGCAGAAAAGAAAAUACCAAUGUAAAUAACUUAUUUUACCUCUUGAAUUAAUCUGGCCAUCAACUCAAAUUCCCUGAAUUGAAAAUUAAACGAUGCAUAUUUAAAUAGUACCAAAUAUUAAUAUAUUUCAUAUAAGUUCUCAAACAUGCCUCAGAAUGCUUUUUCUUUUUAUAAUAAAUGUGCUGGGGUGGGAGGAAAUUGCCCUCUGUGUAAUCAUGUGUGAUGAUGCUGGUCAUAGCAUGAAAUAAAACAUUACAUCUAU